This is a messenger RNA of Nicotiana tabacum (common tobacco), 1404 nucleotides long. NCBI's taxonomy places the organism in Eukaryota, Viridiplantae, Streptophyta, Magnoliopsida, Solanales, Solanaceae. The record is from RefSeq and is a predicted model, not a curated record.
AUGGAGAGGGGAGGCAAGGUUGGUCGCAAGACUAGUGGUAAGGAAAGGGCUGGAUCUAUGUAUAAAGCUUUAGAUGAGUCAGAUGAGGAUUACGCAGUUGAUGAGGAAGAGGAGUUUGAUGAGUCAGAAGAUGGAUAUUCUUCUUUUGUCGGAGAUGAGUCAGAUGAGAUCUUAGGUGAAUUUGAAGAUGAGGAGGUCGAGGAAUUGAAGACGAAGAAGGUUAAAAAGGUUGUUCGAUCAAGAGAACCAAGGAGAAACAGAAAAGGCACUGUAAGGCCUAGAAAGAGAAAGAGAGUUUCAUAUAGAGAAGAUGACAAUGAGGAUGAUGAUGGAGAUGAUGAGGAAUUCACACCAGAUUGCUUGGAUGGAGAGGAGGAUCUUUCAGUAGUGAAAGGGACAAAUAAUUCUAACAAGCUAUGUUUGCCUAAGGGUAAUGUCAAAGAUGAUAAUGAUGACGAUGAUGAUGAAUUCAAUCCAGAUGGCUUGGAUGAAGAAGAGGAGUUUCCAGCAGCCAAAGAGAUGAAUAAUUCAAGCAAGCCACGGUUGCAUAAGGGCACUGCCAAAGAUGAUGAAGAAAAAGGGGGUGAUGAGGAAUUCACUCCAGAUGACUUUGAUGCUGAUGAGGGUUUUCGAGUAAUGAACGGGAUGAAGAACUCGAGCAAGUCACGGUUGUAUAAGGGCACCGCCAAAGAUGAUGAUGAUGAGGAUGAGGAUGCGGAUGAGGAUAAAGAUGAUGAGAAAUUCACUCCAGAUGGCUUGGAUACAGAUGAGGAUUUGCCAGUAAUGAACGGGAUGAAAAAUUUGAGCAAGUCACGGUUGCGUAAGGUCACUGCCAAAGAUUAUGAUGAAGAGGAUGAUGAUGAUGAUGAAUUCACUCCAGAUGGCUUGGACGAAGAAGACGAAGAAGAAGAGUUUCCAGUAUUGAAAGGGAUGAAGUAUUCAAGCAAGCCACAGUUGCGUAAUAGCACUGCCAAAGAACAUAAGAGAACUAGAAAUAAUAAAGAAUCGAAAAGGAUGACAAGAAAGAAACCGCAGAACAGACGCCGAUUGAAAAGGAAAGCAAGAUCUGAAAAUGAUGAGGAGUUCAUAGACAUAGAUCCAGUUGUGGCAAAAACGAAUAAAAAUAAUGCACGUCAUAGGAGAAAAAGAAAGAGACUAAGAGUAGAUUCGAAUUCAGAUUUUUUUCAGAGUUUUGGAUCAUCUGACCGUGAAUUUACCACCUCUGAAGAAGAGAGGGAGCAAGUCAUAGAGGCUAACCGAUUUUGCAGGGGCCUUGUUACAGCUUGGAAGGGCUCAACUUCCUUGAAAAAUUUACCAAAAGAGGAAGCUCUACAUCUACAAAGAAAACAUCCAGGAAGAAAGGAUAAAGAGAAGGUGGAUUUGAAGACUGAAAUAGGAAAGUAA